CUUCUCUGCACUCUCACCUGGCCUGGAUUGCCCUUGUUGCGUUUUCAGAGUAUCUAUCUAGAUGGCAAAUUUCAGCACCAGAGAGAUCCACAGCACUGGAAACAGCUCCAGAGAGAGUCCCGGGAAAGAGUGAAGAGUUGGAGAAGGAGGAAGAGGAAGAGGAGGAGGAGGAGGAGGAGGAGGCAGGACAGCUGCAGAUCUUUCUCCACAUCUUUGCCUCUUCCGUGGAAGAAUGGGGGCAGGAGCUAUGACCGUCUGUGGUGUCAGAGGUUCAUCUCUGAUCUCUGCUCUCAACCUGCAGCACAACAAGACAGCGGUCCUGGUUAAAGAGGACAUGAAGAAAAUGGUCCAGAUUCCCAUCCUGAGGUCCAGAGCGGUGGCAGCCAAGCACAACAAGCUGUUUGGAGCGUCGCUGUUUGAGCUGCGGGAGCAGGGCCUGCUGGAGGACGGAGUUCCCUCGGUGGUGCGGAGGAUGGUGGAGCAUCUCCGCAGGCAUGCGCUGCGUCAGGAAGGUCUGUUCAGAGUGAAUGGGAAUGUCCGUGCGGUGGAGACCCUGAAACAGCGGCUGGAGAGCGGUGACGAUACAGACCUACUCUCUGAAUCCGAGUCCUGUACUGUGGCCAGCCUGCUCAAACAGUAUCUCCGAGAUCUGCCGGAGGGCCUGGUGGACGCACUAGUCCAGCAGAUGUUGAUACGGCACUACCAAGAAUGUGGUGAUGACGGUUCCUGCGUAGAUGUGAGGGACCUGCUCCGGCAGCUUCCAGACGUCCACUACAGCCUCCUGCGCUACCUCUGUCACUUCCUGACUCAUGUGGAGAGCAACCACAAAGACAACCGCAUGACUGCCCUCAACCUGGCCACUGUGUUUGGGCCCAGUGUCUUCCACGUGGCUACUAAUUUUGAAGCAAUAAGGGACCAAAAUAUCUGCAACAAGAUCAUGGUGAAGCUCAUCCAGAACUAUGGGAGCAUCUUUGAGGCCGACGUGGAUGAGGAGGACGGCACAGAAGACGAGUCUACGCUGAUCUCUGUCAAGGUGAUGCGUGUGACGGAUGCAGCCACACAGAGGUCACCCGAGCAUCUCAACUCAGAGACACCAACACCACCUCCCAGGAUGAAAAUGGGAGACCUGAAAGCACCUGGAGAAGUCGAACUUUCGAACAAAUCCAGCCCAAUCAUGACAAAGGCAAAGUUGAGAAAAAAGAAGGUGAGAAAAGGGAGGAAUACUGGCAUAGCUCAAGUGGUGUCACAGCCCGGCCUGUCUGGUGGGGUGCCCCAUGCACGGACUUUCUCCAUCCCCAUAGUUUUGCCCCUGACCUCAGAGCUCCGGAGUCCCAGCCCUGCAGAGGCGAUGGACACGACACCUCCGCCCCACCACGACACGCCGCUGCACAGUCCCUCACACCUGGCCCAUAAAGAUGUCAGCCUCUCGGGCAGUUCGGACGGUCUAAGCAGCUCCCAAGAUGAAGGCAGGCCAAAAUCUCCUUUCUACAUGAGCAACCACCUCCAUCCUGUCCGCUGCAGACCACAUGCAAUUAAUUUUCUGGACCAGACCAUACGCUCAGCGGUGGAACGGCACCUCUUUGACGCAAACCCUUUAGCAGAUCAGCAUUCGGGGAACUGGGAGUUGACCACAUGUCCUUCAAGUCCAAGGGUCACUGCACGACAGAGACGUCGGCUCCAGAGGGAGCAGCAGGAGGAGGGCCUGAGACACAGGGAGAGAAGCAGGGCUGCGUCCCUCAGGGCAGACAUCAACAACGAGAACAUCCCGUCAAGCGGUGGCAGCAGUUCAGGCAGCGUGGGAGAGGACACGGCCAGCAGAGUGACCUCACAGACAUGCCAGAGUGCUCCCACUGACCCAAUCCCCAAAUCCAGGAAGUCAAAACAGAGCCCGACUCUAGUGCAAUUUACUGGCAACCAUUCGUUCAGAGAAUGUGGUGAAUCUGGUGGAAAUCUCAUGGAGACACUUCAGAACCGGAAUGACGCUUCAAGAAGAUGUGACCUUGGAUCUUCUUCACAGACGCUGAGGAUGAAGAUUCAGGAGUCGCCCGUCGCCUGCGACGCUGCGAGGGUCGGCGGCAGCUCGGAGUCCGACUGCGAGAAGCCGAGCUGCGAGGACGUGCCGCGGCUGGACCUGACGGCUCUGUCCGAGGACAGCAGCUGGGGAGAUCCUUAUUUUCCUCGCACCUGUUUUCUUGAUUUCAAAAGCCUUUUCCAUCAGAGCUGUUGUGAGGAACCCAUCCCAGCAUACCCGCUCCAGAGGGAGAGCAUGGAGCGCGAGGAGGCUCGGCUGUCCCCUCACGCCGGGGGCCGCCUCAUCAGCCAGCUGCUGGAGGAGGACAGCGACCCCAUGGUGUCCCCUCGCUUCUACGCAUACGGGCAUUGCCAGCAGUACUUGGACGACACAGAGGUGCCUCCUUCACCGCCGAACGCACACUCGUUUAUCAGCCGCCGGCGGAGUUCGUCACUCGGUUCGUGCGACGAUGAAAGAGAGGAGCUGACCUCUGCCCAGCUCACGAAGAGGAUACACGUCCUAAAGAAAAAGAUCCAAAGAUUUGAGGAGAAGUUUGAAGAGGAGCGAAAAUACCGGCCCUCCCACAGCGACAAAGCUGACAACCCAGAUGUGCUGAAGUGGCUCAAUGAACUGGCGAGGCUCCGCAAACAGCUAAAAGAAAGCAAGCUGAUUAAGUCAGAGGAGGACCUGCCACCUCUGACUCGCCAGCGCAGCAACACGCUGCCCAAAAGCUUCGGCUCUCAGCUGGAAAAGAAGCCGCUGCAGGAGAAGGCGCCGAAGCCGCCGGUGGAGAGCACCCUGGAUGCCAUUUUAAAGAAGCUGGAAGAGAAGAGGGAGGAGGUGAACCGGCCAGAGGACAUCAAGGAUAUGACACGGGAGCAAAUCGGAGCUGAGAAAGUGGCCCUGCAGAAAGCUCUUCUCCACUACGAGAGCAUACACGGCCGACCAGUGACUAAAAGCGAGAGGCUGAUCAUGAAGCCGCUGUACGACAGAUAUCGCCUGGUGAAGCAGAUCCUGUGCAGAGUCUCCACCAUCCCAGUCAUCGGUUCUCCCUCCAGCAAGCGCAGAGGCCCCCUCCUUCAGCCCAUUAUCGAGGGUGAAACAGCACUUUUCUUCGAUGAUAUCAAGGAGGAGGAGGACGGCUCGGAGGACGACGGGGACACAAACACUCAGUUCAACGUGACCGUUCGGCCAGAACUCAGCGUUUUCAGCUUCCUGGAGCACAUGGACGAGGACGUGGACGGCUUCAUCUCACCCGUGGACGAACUGGCGUCCAAGAACUCGACAGACACGAAUCUGUCCAACCUGCACUCGGCCACCAUGCAGGAACUCUUAGAGCAGCUUCAGGAGGCUAGAGAAGAGAAGAAGAGGAUCCGCAAGAACCUGAAAGACUUUGAAGAUCAAUUCUUCAGACAAAACGGACGAACUGUCCAGAAGGAGGACCGCUCCCCACUUUCAGUAGAAUACCACGAAUACAAACACAUCAAAGCCAAACUGCGGCUGCUGGAGGUCCUCAUCAGCAAAAGAGACUCAACUAAGUACAUCUGAAACAAAAUAAGACUCUAAAAGGACUGGUGCUCCGUUUCCAGCCAUGCGAACGCAUCUCCUUCUUUCAUGGGGGGGAAACGUUGGAUUGUACCUUCACGUCACGGUGUUCUGGGAGCAGCCCACCUCGAGAACUGCUUCUCCACCAAACUCCACCUUCAAAACUGAUUGGUUCUCUGGUACAUGCGCACAAAUAAAUGAAAUCACACGUAUGUUGCUGAUAAUUUAUUCCUAACAUGUUGAGAGCUUUUAAUGUAACAGAUAUAUUAUUUUUCUUAUGUUUAACCAUAGAAAUCUUUUAAAUAAGAACAAUUUUAGUAAUCAGAAAAAAAGGUAUAAUAUAAUUUGGUAUUUUUGAAGAAGAUUCUGUGACGAAGAUGUGUAUUUAUGUGUAUUUUUCUAAGGGAGAUGUUUCUAUUUGUAUCAGCUUAACAGUGUUCACCUAAUGAAUAGUUUUCUUUAUUUCAACUCUGAGCAUCGUGUACAAUCUGAAAUCAUCUUCUUUUCAUGUUUGUUUGUUUGUUUUUUAAGUUUAAUCAUUUAAAAGUGAUUCCUCUUUCACUACAACCCAAAGACCAGGGCUCAAAUGCAACAGCAAACCAAAUGUUCAUCAGUGAAACGGCUCAUUUUUCUGACCACUGGUACUUCCAGUACUUAAGCUCCUGACUGUUUAUCGUGUGCUUUGGCAUGUAUCGUCUCCACCUUUUACUUCAGGUCAAAUAAGCUAUACUUUAAAUCACUGGUAUGUGUUUCUGCACACUGAUUAACACAGACAAGGCCAGACAAGCCACAUUGGAGUGUGUAUGAACGGGGAAGUGGGUGUGUUUCCGCUCUUGUUCUCCUCAGCCUAUUUGCUCCUCUGUAAAUAUUGAUCACAGGUAUGUUUACAUUUCUGUAAGCGAGUACUCUUCUCCUUUCUUUCUCCAAAAUGGAUGAUUUAUCAGUGUGAAUUUUGUUUUUCACUUAACAUAAACACUGGCCAGGCUUAAUGAAUCUUGAGUGUGUACAUUUUAGUACAUAAAUUGUAUUUUGUAUGUAACAUAAAUGAAAUCAUAUUUUUACUGACA
Molecule: messenger RNA, 4623 nt
Organism: Cololabis saira (Pacific saury)
Lineage: Eukaryota; Metazoa; Chordata; Actinopteri; Beloniformes; Belonidae
Gene: fam13a
Product: family with sequence similarity 13 member A
Exons: 26
Coding region: 233-3559 (1108 amino acids)
Biological process (GO): signal transduction
Source: RefSeq, a predicted model, not a curated record